CACAGAUUUUCUCUAUCGAGAAGAGAUGGACGAAACGAGUUUUUUUAGUUGGACAUUCGAAGAUUUUCCCAAUAACAGCAAUGAAGACAAUCCAGAAUUAAUUUUUAUAAUAAAACGUAUCUGUUCUUAAUAUAAGCAUGUAUUAACUUUACCAUUCCGAAAUUUUUGGAGCACAUUAAAACACAACGUAUUUUUGCGAAGAAGUUUGAAUUCAUUUUUAAUGUAUUCAAAUAAGUAAAAAUUUAAUGAUUAUAUUAGAAAAGACACCUAAUUUCCCUAAAAAGAAGAUCAUUCUGAAGCCGCUGGAAUCUUCAAAGAAAUAUAUAGACUAGUACUUACAAUAUUUUACCGAAUAGUAAGUUGUGAGGAAGAAAAUAAUCAAUAAUCAAAUGAUUUUAAUUGUCCUUAAAUUAUUUUAGAUGAAUGGUUAAUUGAUUUACCAAAAAUGAUUGAUUUAAUUGAUAUUUAUGGAUCUGAAAAUGGAGAACUAAUAAAAAAGAUAAUAAAAAAAGCCUUCAACAUACAAUAAUACUUCAAUCAUGAUUUUAACUAAUUAUAAGAAAAAUUAGUAAAGGAUUUUCUUGACAAAGCCUAUAAAGAAAUGCUUAAUUUAAAAAAAAAGACAAACUAGGUUCCACCAGUUGUGAAAUUCUAGAAAGUGACAUAGAAAGAAAAGUGGAAAUAUUAGCCUUUUUAUUAGAUAACUCUAGUUCUAUAUUGAAUAUAAUAUAGUAUUUCCCAGAAGAAUAUAAGCAUAAGUUAUUAUCAGACGAAAAGAUAAAUAUUUUAAUGGAAAAUUUAAUGUACGAGUUAAUUUUUGCCAGAGAAGAAUCAUGGGUAAUGGGAAAAUAUAGAGCCGAUUUAUUUUUACUAAUAGAUGCUGUAUUAUAGAAUUUUGUGAAAUUUUUUACUAUUUAUUUUAAUUUUAUGAUUGAGGUAUUUUCCGAUAAAACUCUACAAAAAACAAACGUGGCAUAAAAAGUUAAAUCCUAAUGGAAUAAAUACUUAAAAGAUUUAGGAAAAAUAUAAAGUUUGGGAAAAAAACAAGGAGAAAAUCGAUAUUGGUAUUUAGUUGAAUAUGUAAGUGAUUUUGUGGACUUUAAUAAAUUAUUUUAGGCUGUCCCGGAAGAUAAUACUGAAGUUUUUUAAAUGUUUAAAAUUUAGGUUUUAUCUGUUAUUGAUGAAAGGAAAAGGAAAAUUCUUCUUUUUGAAGAAUAAAAAAAAAUGUAUUAAGACGGAUAUUCAUAAGUUGUUGAAUUAGAAGGAAACGAAAUUCCAGAUGUUAAGUUUGUGGAAUAAGUUAUUACUGAAGAUCUAAUUAAAUAAGAAGAGAAAAAAAAAAGAUAGGAAGAGUUCUAAAAGAAAAAAGACGAAGAAGAACAAAAAAUAAAAGAAGAAUAAUAAAUACAAGAAGGAAUUAAUAAAAUGGAAGAAAAACAAGAAAUGUUAACUUGGUAUAGAAAAGGGGCUUAAACAAUUAAUUUAAAAAUGUCAGAAGAAUAAUAACAAUAAUAUAAUUAAAAGACUAUUCUAUUAGCUAUGGAAUAUGACGAUGAACCUGAUGAUAGUUAUAAUUAUUUCUAACCACAAGCAAGCGCUAAUUAAGAAUAAGAAAUAAAAGAUAUUGAAGAUUAAAUCGAAGAAAUAGAAUAUGAUGAAAAUGGAAAUAAAAAAUAAUUAGAUGAAGGUUUAGAUGAUGGAAGAUAAAAUAGAAAUUAAAAUAAUUUUGUAUUUACAAGAAAAAGAGUGCCUAAUAAAGGUAAUUAUAAUUUUUCUAAAUAAAGCUUCAACAGUAAUAAUUAAUAAAAUAAUGACAAACAAUAAAAAAAUUAA
Ichthyophthirius multifiliis is the source of this 1833-nucleotide messenger RNA. RefSeq lists its product as hypothetical. NCBI's taxonomy places the organism in Eukaryota, Ciliophora, Oligohymenophorea, Hymenostomatida. The annotation marks the transcript as partial. The record is from RefSeq and is a predicted model, not a curated record. The transcript is spliced from 2 exons.